GAACAAGGAGCCCUGUGAAAGAGGCCAUGUUCGGUAGAAGGAAAAAGGACAACGGGGUCAGCAAGGAGAAGAACGAUGAGGAUGAGCUGUUGAAGCAAAUGAUGAUGGAUCCAGUCCAGAUUCUUGAAGACUUUGGUCGAGACCCAUCGUUAAUGGCGGAGCUUGCUGCCCUAGGGGGAGAGGAGGCACUAGAUGACACGCUCCUUGCCUCCCUUUCUGUGCCUGCCACCGCCCCUCGCAAGCUGGCUUUGGGCGUUCUUUCUCCCUCCAGCCCGGGCUUCCCGGCUGAGGGCGAGGGGGAGGAAACAGGGACGGAGACGAACAUCUUGGCGUCCGAUGCCCUGAAUACCCGGAAGGGCGACAGGGCUUCAGGAGGGGAAGGAGGGGAGGAAGGGGGAGAGGACUUGGACGAACGCCUCGACGCAGAUGGGGUGCUCGAUGCGGACUUGCAGGACGAGUUGAGGCAACUGGGGUGGAAGGAGGAAGGAAAGGAGGAGGGUGGCGGCGAUGGCGGGGGCAAGGAGGAUGCCCGCGGCUCUCCUACAGAGGCGGGAACGGAAGCGCCCGGAAUUGUUGGGAAGGACGCUAGCGAAAGCCAAUGGCCCAGGGGGGACGAAGAAAACCCAGGAGGAUCGGAGAAAGGGAAGGAGGAGCCCCUCCCUGCCCCGGGGCCUCCGUCCCUCCCUCCUUCCCUCCCUCCAAGCAACGACCUGGAGAUGGCUCGACUGCAGGACGCAGUGAGAGAAAGUAAGGCGAAAGCCGUUGCCCUCAAGAAGGAGGGCAAAAUUUCGGAAGCAGUGUGCGAAUUUCGGCACUUGAAGACCCUGGAAGCAGAAUUGAGCGUACGAGAGACUCUGGCACAGACCUCCGUUCUCGCCCAGUCCAUCCGUCCUCCU
Molecule: messenger RNA, 896 nt
Organism: Nannochloropsis gaditana CCMP526
Exons: 6
Source: RefSeq, a predicted model, not a curated record